Messenger RNA from Oreochromis niloticus (Nile tilapia), 3390 nucleotides. Its product is annotated as E3 ubiquitin-protein ligase TRIM41. The record is from RefSeq and is a predicted model, not a curated record. Gene Ontology annotation, molecular function: zinc ion binding. The transcript has 13 exons. Bases 516 to 1931 code for a protein of 471 amino acids. Lineage: Eukaryota; Metazoa; Chordata; Actinopteri; Cichliformes; Cichlidae.
UGAAGUAAGGAAAAAUGACACGAAUGUGAAAAGUGAAAUCCAGACUGACAGGAGCAAGAGAAGGAGAGCAACGAGCCACAGGGAACAUCUCGUACAAACACUCAAAUAUAACCUCUCUCCUGAAACUGCAGGUGUUAUCGAGCUGUAUUACGCAACCUUGAAGCAUACUCAACACAUGAGAACAGAAAGGAUCAAGCUUGGAUAGCGUGUGCUGUCUGAUGCUCCAAAUCUGUUUCAUGAUGACGUGAAAGAAAUCAGCAGAGAAAGGCAGCCGUGGCUUGUAUUGGAGAGGUGGAUGUUGCCCAAGAUAAUACCUCCCACCCACUCCAUCACUCGCUGGCCAAUCACAGGAGCAGAAUGAGAUUACCCAUAAUGCACCACUAAACAACAGAGGAUAUCUUUCCUGUCUGUGGAUAUCUCUGUACAACUCCUCCAUUUCAUUCACAGGAUACAGUGCAGUAGUUCCAGCCUUACUAUCACAUCCUCUACAGAGAAAAUAACAAACUUAAAACUAAAUGGCUAUGUCACUACCUGCUGCCUUCCUGUCUGAAGACCAGUUCACCUGCUCUAUCUGUCUGGAAGUAUUCAACAAACCGGUCACAACACCAUGUGGACACAGUUUCUGCCAAACCUGCAUUUCCUCCUACUGGGACGGAAGCAAACGGAGUGCAAAAACAUACCAGUGCCCUCUCUGCAAAGAGUCCUUCCUCAAGAGACCAGAGCUCCAUAUCAACCUGACCCUGAAGGAAAUAACUGAACAAUUCAAGCAGAUGGCCAGCUCUCCUGUGGCUGAAAGACUUGGAGGAAUGGAGCCUUCCAGGUCCCCUUCCCAUCAUAAUCAACCACUGUCACCCGGAUUCCAGAGGCAGAGGGAGAUGCCCGAGAACAUCUUUGCAGAAAUGAUGUCACGUUUUCAGCGCCUGCCAGACCCCGGGCUGAAUCACGCUCCACUCCCCCAAAGCCAGAGUCGAGAUGGUGCUCCCUUUGUCAGGACGGAGCAUCACGACCCCCCACCACCUUACCCCAGUGACUCGGAUCUGCCGCCGUGCCCCAUCCACCUGAGAGGUCUGGAAUUCUUCUGUCGCACUGAUAACGUGUGCGUGUGCAGCACGUGUGUGGAGACGUCAGAUCACCUAGGACACAACAUCACCCCCGCCAAACGAGAGUGGCACUUGAAGAAGGCUCAGUUAGGUAUUACUGAGGCGGAGCUAAAGGAGCUCAUCAGUGAGAGAGAGAGAAAAGUGGAGGAGAUACACAGCUCCCUGCGAGAGAUAAAGGAUGCUGUCGAGAGAGAGACGGAUGGAGCCGUUUGUGCUUUUUCCAAGCUGAUCUCCAGCGUGGAGCACUGCCAAGCUGAAGUCUUGGAGGUGAUAGAGAUGACUCUUCGAGCAGCAGAACACAGAGCUCAGAGUAUGCUGAGAGAGCUGGAAGAAGAAAUAGCUGAGCUUAAACGGAGGAGCACAACACUAAGUCAGCUGGCUCUGUCUGAGGACUACAUAUUCUUUCUCAAGACGUACCCUGCCCUGUCUGCACCUCGGCAGGCUAAGAAUUGGUCCGGAGUCUCUGUGUCAUCUCAGCUGACGUCAGGUGUGAUUCUCAGGUCUGUCAAUCAGAUGAUGGAGCAGUUUCACAAAGAGCUGCGAAUACUGCCAGAAAUCUGUCAGCAGGCGUCAUCAAACCAGUCUUUAUCUAGACCCAACCCGAAGGUUAGGAGGGUUCAAGAAUAUACAGUUGACAUCACUUUGGAUCCCACCACAGCCCACCCACGUCUCACCGUCUCAGCAGAUGGGAAGAGGGUUCACUGUGGAGAUCGCCAUCAGGUGGUACCAGACAACCUGAAACGCUUUGACCGGGUAGUGUGUGUGCUGGCCAACCAGGGCUUCAACUCAGGGCGCCAUUACUGGGAGGUGGAGGUAGGGGGGGAAGACUGAUUGGGACCUGGGCGUGGCCAGUCGGUCCAUCAACCGUAAGGGUAAAAUCACCGUGAGCCCCGCCCAUGGAUACUGGUUUCUCAGUCUCCGGGAUCAGUCCGAGUAUGCCUUCCGAACAGAACCAUCGACCAACUUGACGGUUCACAUCAGACCAUCUCGGGUCGGAAUCUAUGUUGACUAUGACAAGGGACUGUUGUCCUUCUACAAUGUAGAUGCCAAAGUGCUAAUGUUUACAUUCACAGAUAGUUUUUCUGACACCAUCCAUCCAUUCUUCAGCCCCUGUACAAAUAAAUCAGGACGAAAUGAGGCUCCACUAAUCAUCUGUCCUGUUGCAAUGACAGAAUGAUAAACUGUAUCAAGUGCUUCAAAGUACUGCUUCAAGACUUGGAUACAGAAACAUCUGCAACUAAUAAAGAUCAGUUGAUCAUUUUAUUCUUUGCAGCACAAUAAAGAAGAAUAUGGCCUUUGGUUAGCAUAUCCUAAAGCUGCCAUUGUGAUUAAUAUUGGCACAAAAUGUGAAAUUCUUUCUGGAAAAUACAGACACUGCAUCCUUCAAACUAAAGACGAGCGAGGCCAUCUGGCCUGCUAUCAGCCUCAGCUGAUGGCAUGGAGUCGCAUUAGUGCCUGUGGAAUUGGCAGUUUACACUUCUGGAAAGGCACACUUACUACAUUACGAAACAAAAAUGACACCAAAGCAGAGCCAGGACUGUUAUAUCAGAAAGUGCUCUCCUCAGUCGUCAGACGUUUAGAGACUGCUGCACAGACCUGAAAGCUGCGUCCUCAAAAAGAAACACUUCAUUGUGUUCGUAAAGUUGGACUUUAGGACUUUAGUGGGACAGGGCCGUACACAUGGCUGCCGCUGUCUCCGGCAGACCUGUCCUCAGCUGCCAAACUCAUAGUAUUUAAUCCUGGUGUGUGUUCUGACAACAACUAGGUUUAGUGUAUAGUACUGUAAAUAGCUUUGUCCAUUUGUAAACAGCACUGAAGCAGAAGUGUUGAACUGCCCAUUUAUUCUUGUACGUUUUCUCUUGUUUAUUAAAUUUGGGAGUUUGGGAUAGCGCUUGUCCUUGUCUAGUUUAGGUAGCUUUUGGUUCACCCUGGAGUUCCUGCUUUCAGUUUUGGUACGACUGGUGUAGCAAUAAACCUCACCUUUAUCUGUGACUUGGCUGUUUCUGAAUUUGGGGACCAGGGCACCUUUUUUAACCCUUAUGUUGUGCUCCUGUACCCCCAGAGCGGGGCGUGACAAUAUGUUCUAUGUGUUAAUGUCCUAUUCUGUAUUCUAUUGAUUUACAAAUCAUUUGGAAGUAGAAUCAGUGGAAUUUUUGAAUUAGGGUUUUACACAUAUGUGAUUCGGAGCACGGCAGCACUAAUGUAAUGUGAUGUUUGACACCUCUGUCACUGUUCUUGAUUAUUAUUUUGUCUUUAUAAAUUCUUAGAUUAAUUAAAUAAGUAUAAUUGA